UGGGUUCACAUCGACGGCAGUGGACAGGCUUUAACUUCACACAGGGGCACGAGCCCAAAACACUCGUUUGCCAUCACAAAGCCUUCUUGGACGUCCUUUGGAGGGGAAACAAGACCGGUGCUUAAUAUCCGGCAGCCUACUGGCUUUUAAUCAAUGGAUCCAUUUCUAUCAGCACGCGAGCCUUUUUAUGUGCUGUCUCGUUAAAGAUAGCAGUUUGUGUGGGUAGCUGCUGGUUUUGUGAAAGUGACUGCACAGAGGGGGAAAAAAGGCUGCCGAGCUCCAGCAAUUGUCAGUCUGAUAUCUCACACCUUCUUCUUCUUCUUGCUGCAUCUCAUAUCGAGAGGGCGUCCGGAUAAAGGUGACCGGGCAGUUGACCUAACAAGUCUUGUGGAGGAUACUCAGAAGAACCAAUUUCUAAAAUGCCCGUGGCCACAUCCAGCUCUGACUCGGCCAUGCAUCAGGCCCUGGACACACUGAGUGACAGCACAAGUUCCACAACUGCCAAUGACCUGGACCUCAUCUUCCUCAAAGGCAUCAUGGAGAGCCCAGUGGCUCAUGAGCGAUUUGAGGAACCCAAGCUUGAAGCUGUGCGUGAGAACAAUGUGGAGCUGGUCCAGGACAUCCUCAAGGAGCUGAGCCCACUCGCGCACAGAAGCCAGGCAGCUGAUGAGCUUGUCCGCAUCCUGAAGGAACCCCACUUCCAGUCCCUCCUGGAGACUCAUGAUUCUGUGGCAUCCAAAAACUAUGAGACUCCCCCACCGAGCCCCUGUUCAUUCAUGGACGCAGCCCUCAACAACCAGCCUGUUCCUCCAGAUGCAGUCAGGAUGGUCGGCAUCCGUAAGGUGUCUGGUGAGCACCUGGGAGUGACUUUUCGAGUAGAGAGCGGCGAGCUGGUGAUUGCCAGGAUCCUCCACGGUGGCAUGAUUGACCAGCAAGGUCUGCUUCAUGUUGGCGACAUCAUCAAGGAGGUGAACGGCAAAGAGGUCGGCAACGACCCCAAAGUCCUCCAGGAGAUGCUGAAGGAGGCAAGCGGCAGCGUUGUACUGAAGAUCCUGCCCAGCUACCAGGAGCCGCACACACCUAGACAGGCCUUUGUGAAGUGUCACUUUGAUUACGACCCGUCUCAUGAUAACCUGAUUCCGUGUAAGGAGGCGGGGCUUAGCUUCAACAGUGGAGACAUUCUGCAGAUCUUUAACCAGGAGGACCUCAACUGGUGGCAGGCCUGUCAUAUAGAAGGUGGCAGCGCAGGUCUAAUUCCAAGCCAGCUCCUUGAGGAGAAGAGGAAGGCUUUUGUGAAGAGAGAUCUGGAGCUCGCUACCACAGGUCCUCUUUGUGCAGGGGUGGUGGGUAAGAAGAAGAAAAAGAUGAUGUAUUUGACCACCAAGAAUGCAGAAUUUGAUCGUCACGAGUUGCGGAUCUACGAGGAGGUUGCCAAAGUCCCGCCCUUCAGGAGGAAGACUCUGGUUCUGAUUGGAGCGCAGGGCGUCGGCCGUCGUAGCCUGAAGAACAAACUGCUGGUGUCAGAUCCCCAACGCUAUGGCACCACAAUCCCCUUCACCUCUAGAAAACCAAAGGUGGAUGAGAGAGAUGGUCAGAUGUACUCCUUUAUGAGCCGCAGCGAAAUGGAAUGUGACAUCAAAAACGGGCGUUUCCUGGAGCACGGCGAGUAUGACGGGAACCUGUACGGCACAAAGAUCAGCUCCAUACACGAUGUGAUAGAAACAGGAAAGAUCUGCAUCCUGGAUGUUAACCCACAGGCUAUUAAAGUCCUGCGGACAUCUGAAUUCCUGCCCUACGUUGUAUUCAUCGAAGCCCCAGACUUUGAGGUCCUCAAAGCUAUGAAUAGGUCGGCAAUUGAGUCAGGAGUUGUCACAAAACAGUUAACAGACUCAGAACUAAAGAGGACGGUGGAUGAGAGUGAGCGCAUCAAGAGAGCCUAUGGACAUUACUUUGACCUUUGCAUCAUAAAUGACGGCCUCGAGGCGGCGUUCCGAAGUCUACGGCUGGCGCUGGAGAAACUGUCAACAGAGCACCAGUGGGUGCCUGUCAGCUGGGUUUUCUGAGAGUCACCGAGAGUUCGCCAGCAUGGUGCCAAGGUCACAGGCCAAAGGUUGAAGGACGAUACAUCACUGGUAGCUCCAGAGGGGGGGUGGGGUGGGUUGUUUCCACAUGCAGCUAUUGGUGGCAGAGGCGUGUGGUGAAGAAGCGGAUACACUGCAGAAGACCAGCCUCAUGUAGAGCUUUUUUUUUUUGUACAAAGUUAAUGUUCCUCUGUUGAGCCUAAGGUCAAGUUGUACUUUAUUUGUCAGAACUGGAAUAAAGCUCUAUUGAUGUUUGUGAAGAAGGACUUAGAGGUAAUUAUGAGGUUCAGUGCAAUAGUGCGAGUGAGUGUGCGUGUGUUAUCAUAAAUGUGGAUAUAGACUUAGAGUAAUGCAUAUGUUUUGCAAGUAACAGUGCUCUGUUGGAGGUUUUUCCUCGAAGGACAUUUAACGUUUUAGCCUUUAAAUCUUAAAUACUUUAUGUAGUGUAAUGUUUACAUUGGAUCGGUAGGACAGAUUGGUUAAGGAUAAAAGAUACCAAAUGUCAUAUUUGUAUCAAAUUCUCUAUAUUUUAUCAUUUGAUCAUACAGUAUGAUUGUAUGUGUUCAGAACUGUGCGUAAUCUCGUUUGUGUCCACAGAUUUGAAAACUGAACAGCAAUAGAUCAUUUUGAAGAUACAUGCAAUACACACGAGAUACCCUAAUGUGCACACACACACACUCUCAUAUAUAUAUAUAUAUAUGUAUAUGUAUACAGAAACAGAGUGAGACCUUCUGCAGUAUUCCUGAAGUCUCAGUUUGUUUUAUUUGCUUUUCAAUGUUGAAUACGUUGAACAUUUCCUGUCCCGUGCUGGUAAAGCUCUAGUUUGUUUGACGGUUAGAGGAUCCAGCCAGUGGAUCACAACAUGUCACUUCUGUCUGCUUGAUUCUGUCGGACUUGUAUUUGUAGCACUGAGAACACUUAAGCUCUAUUAAGAAAAAGAAAGAAAAAUACCUGACGAAGUAGCCUACAAUAUGCACUGAUUGUGUAAUGAAGGCAAACAUAUAACCUAACAUUGCUGGUUGGCUAGUUGAUGGAAGUACUUUUUUUGUUAUUUUCAUGUACAAACAGUAAAAAUAUUUACCAGUGGCUUCGAUUUCAUGCUUACUUUUGCCUUAACAUGGUUGAAAAGCCAAGGAAACGUUAUAUUUUUUCAUCAUGUAACAUUUCACUUCUAUCACUGUACAUGUUACUCAGAAAAUUAAAAAAAAUAAUCUGGCAACAUAUUCAUUGUUUAUGUUAUUUUUCCUUCAACCUGUACGUACUGUAUAGUAAUAAAGAGUAUAUAAUACAAUAUAUAGAAAUACAUGGUGCUUUUCUGGUUCUACCAGGGAACUACUACACUGUAGUUUGAAUGUUCCUAUAACAACUAUUAACUGAAACUGAGAAUAUGCAUAGUGCAUAAUCAUUUUUAAACUUCAAGUUAUAUUCAAUAAAAGAGAAAACAACACUGUUUUAAAUGCAUAUAUGAGACAUAAUAUAUUCUGCUGUUGUUGACAGUUCAAGUCGAGUGUAAUCUGUGUGACCUCUGAGGAUUUGGGUGAGUAGAAUUAUUGCACGAGGAUGAUGGGGUUGGUUGAUGACGUCCAGUUGGUGUCGUCCAGUAAUGAGGUGCCAGAGGCAGCAUU
This is a messenger RNA of Oreochromis aureus, 3706 nucleotides long. It is a transcript of the gene mpp2b, whose product is annotated as membrane protein, palmitoylated 2b (MAGUK p55 subfamily member 2). The record is from RefSeq and is a predicted model, not a curated record. NCBI's taxonomy places the organism in Eukaryota, Metazoa, Chordata, Actinopteri, Cichliformes, Cichlidae. The transcript has 13 exons. Gene Ontology annotation, molecular function: protein binding. Gene Ontology annotation, cellular component: cell-cell junction; plasma membrane. Bases 420 to 2063 code for a protein of 547 amino acids.